UAGACAUCUUCCAGUCAUCUUCACAGCGCCAACCGUGUAGUUUCUUAUCUGUACAACACACAAACCACCACCUCUAAACGCCAUCUUCGCCAACUCCUUCAACCCCAGACGCGUCCAACGUAUAAAAUCAUUGCAGAGAAGAAAGAUUCAACAAACGAAGAAGCAGCACAGGGAGAGAGAGAGAGAGAGAGAUCAGAAAGAUUGUUUCUUGAUGAUGGUCAUGGCCGCAGAGUUACAAUCCUCACAUAGAACCCACAAAGUCUUGACGGAAUUAGAAAUGGUCGCCGCUCAACAGCUGAUGCAGCUAAGCGAUGAAGAUAACAGCAAUAGCAUUAACAGGAACAGCAAAAACAAGAUUAAUAAUUGUGAUGACAAUGAGGAGGAGUCAUUUGAUCGGAGCAGCCAAGAUGAGAUCACUUCGAAGAAGAAGAUUGAAGAGAUUUUUGGUAAAGAAGAAGAGUUCAUCAUCAUUCAACGGCCAAAGAAGAGAAGAUUCAGGUCUCUGCAGAGUAUUUACGAAGCCACCAAGCCGUUAAACGUUAGACACGGCAAGAUUAAUCAUCGUGAGGUGAGGCACUCUAAGGAAACCUAAUGGAGAUUCUUGGGUAAGAAUGGAUUAUUUUGUAAAUAUAUAGCUUUCUGAAAAUUGGGCUUCGUAGGGAGAUCGAACUAAUGUAGUUUUUUUUUUUUCUUCUUUGCUUGUGAUGCCUGAUAAGUUAGGGAUUCUGAGUUCUUGAUGAUGAUGAUAAUUAUAUAUACUCACCGUUUUGAUUA
Molecule: messenger RNA, 774 nt
Organism: Manihot esculenta (cassava)
Lineage: Eukaryota; Viridiplantae; Streptophyta; Magnoliopsida; Malpighiales; Euphorbiaceae
Exons: 1
Coding region: 212-592 (126 amino acids)
Source: RefSeq, a predicted model, not a curated record